AUGUUGUGCUUGCUAGUAUAUACUAUCUAUGCAUCUCAAUGUCUAUCUGGAACAAUUCUUAAUAUUCCGUCAGGAACAACGUCAAUUGCCGAUUCACAAUAUCAAAAAUGUACCACAAUAAGUACUCUUACCAUGCCAGAUUCUGUAACAUCAAUAGGAUCAUCUGCAUUUGAUUCUUGUACUUCUCUCAAAGUAGUCACUCUUUCAAGGAAUUUAAUCUCAAUGGGAAAAAAUGCAUUUCAUAAAACAGCUAUUCAAGAAAUUGUGAUUCCGGAUGGAGUUUCUGUACUUAAAGAAAACCUUUUUUAUGAAUGCAAGAAUCUAAAAAAGGUCACAUUUCCAAAAAAUAUAAAGUCAGUUAUGAAUAGUUGUUUCGCUAUGACAGUUAUUGAAGAAUUUGUUUUUCCAGAUGGUCUUCAAUUCAUUGAUAUGGGAAUAUCUUGGGGAAAUCUAAAACUCAGACGCGUCAUUAUUCCAGAUUCUUGCACUACAAUAUCGUAUUCUGCAUUUGGCGGAUGUUCUGGACUUCAAGAAGUUACUCUUCCUAAAGGUAUUAAAAUGUUAAAUGGAUCAGUUUUCGCACAAACUGGAUUAGUUAACUUCAUUAUUCCAGAUUCAGUUGAAAUAAUUGGAGAAACAUGCUUCUGGCAAACUAAAAUUCAAACAAUAUCAAUUCCACCAAAGGUAAUUCGGAUAGAUAGGAGUGCAUUUUAUCAAUGCAUAUAUUUGAAAUCCAUAGUUUUUGAAGGCAAUAGUUUGAAAAUUAUUGGCCCAACUGUAUUUGAGAAAUGCACAAGCUUAACAAAUCUCACUUUUCCAAGUUCAUUAGUUAAUAUCUCAGUAGAUGCAUGCAAGGAAUGCCAAAACUUAAAAACAGUUAUAGUCCAAUGUGAUUUAAGUGCAUUUCUAUAUAUAGGAUACUCGUCGUCUUUUUAUAAAUGUGAUAAAUUGGACACUUUGGUUUAUGAAUCAAAUAUACCGAUACCAAGAAUAAAUAAUUUCCCAUUACAUCUGAUCCGUACACUUAUUAUCAACAAUAGUAAUCUUGAAUCCAUCGGAGAUAUUACUGUUGGACGUAAAUUAUCUACUAUUGCUUUUGUUGAUCCAUCAACAAAGUUUACAUUUUCUUCAAAACUUUAUAAUGACAUAACCCUAAAUAUAUCAAUAUCCAGUUCAAUCAAUGGUUUCUCAGAGAAUGUUUUCGAAAAUGUAUCAAUUGACACAUUUAUAUAUUGCGGCAAAUCAAUUUCUGAUAAUUCUUUCCUUAAAAACUCUAAAGGAUUCAAAAAAGUAAUUACAUCAAGUUCAUUUAGAGGUGAGACGAUAGGCGGUGUCAAGAUCAACGAAAAAACAGAUCAAUGCACUCAGCUGAUUCCAUUCGAAGUUAAAUAUCAAGAAGAAUCUGGAAGUGAAGAACCAGAAAAAACCAAUGAACCAGAGAAAUCAUCACCUGCAACUGCUAGCAGUAAUAAUAACAACCAAGACAACAGUGGCAGCAGCAAUGAAGAAAACAAUUCGAGUAAAGAUGGCAAAGGGAAAGGUAAAGGCGGAAAAAUUGCCGGUGGUAUAAUUGGAGCUAUUCUUAUUCUUGCAGCCAUUGCAGUUAUUGCCUUCUUCAUUUACAAAUAUAAAAUACACAAAUCUGAAAACGAUUCAGAAGAACAACCCGUUGAAUUAUCAUUAGUUUAA
Molecule: messenger RNA, 1689 nt
Organism: Trichomonas vaginalis G3
Lineage: Eukaryota; Parabasalia; Trichomonadida; Trichomonadidae
Product: ribonuclease inhibitor domain-containing protein
Exons: 1
Coding region: 1-1689 (562 amino acids)
Source: RefSeq, a predicted model, not a curated record